Schistosoma mattheei is the source of this 2649-nucleotide messenger RNA. The record is from the annotation of a GenBank genome assembly. Lineage: Eukaryota; Metazoa; Platyhelminthes; Trematoda; Strigeidida; Schistosomatidae.
AUGAUAGUUAUGCAUCACAGAAUACACUUUUACACAGUGAAUAGUUUCUAUUGUAUAUUGUUGAUUGUUUUUCUAAUGUGUCAUUGUGAAAAUGUGGAAAUUCUUAUUCCUACAGGAAAAAUAUUUAAUCUCAUUCUACCAAUAGAAAAUUCUAAUCAUGAUUUAUGGAAUUUACCCAAUUGUAUUCAAUUCAUUUCAACUAUGAAUAAAACUGAAAAAAUCAAUAUAACAUUCAAUGGAUUAUGCUUUCAAUGUGAUACAAUAAAUAUAAACAAUCAGUUAUCUUUUAAUGAAAAUGAUACACAACUUAAUAAACCAAUAUUUAAUAAAUCAAUUGAUUAUAAUUAUGAUUAUAUAAUUUAUUUAAAUAGUUACCAUGUAAAUACUCAUUUAACAUUGAAUAUUCAUUCUAUUCAUUUAAAUACAUCAUUACAUUAUGCAUUAGUUAAUUAUAAUAAACAUAUAUCAAUGAAAUGUUUUAAACAAUCACCAACAUUAUUAUUAUUUAUAUUCAAUGUACAAAUAUGUAAUUUAAAUUAUACAGAACGUAUUGAAUUAAAGAAUAUGAUAAAAAUAUUUAUGCAUUUAAUCGAAAUUACAUAUUUUAAUCACUCCUUAAUUAAAUCUAAUCAUGAUCAUGAUCUUGAUAAUAAUGUUCAUUUAAUUUUGGAAUCAUCGAUCAUGUAUGAAAGGAAAUUAUCCAUAUUGGCUAGCGCUAAAGCUCAUAAUUAUAUCAGAAAUUCUAAAUCAAAUUUUUCCCAACUAAUUAGCAUACAACAUAUUGGAUGUGGUAUUAUACCUGAUCAUAUAUUGAAAAUAUUAACUGUAUUAGAGAAGAAAUUUCAAAUGGGAUUGAUACCAAUUUGGACACUAUUGGAUAAUACAAAUUUUACUCAUUUUGAGAAGUUUAAAAAUAUCACGUUGGCUGAAUGGAUUGUUGGUGAUCUAAUUCAUAAUUCUUUGGAUGAUGCAACACAGACAAAACAAGAAAAUGUAAAACGAUCUCUUAAUAAACGAUCUGCAGUGUCGUCACGUGAAGCUGGAUAUUUAGAAGAAGGUUCAGGAAUGGCUUCGUUUCAACAAUUUUCAAAAAUGGAUUAUCGUUCAUUUUUAGACCAUUCCAGUUCUGAUCUAAUUCAUUCGAAUAUACCAAGAGUUAAAAAUUAUAUAACACCAAUAAAAACAACAGUGUAUCAAAUAUCUAAUGUCCAAAUACCACAGAAUACAUUCUACGAUCUUCAAGAUGGUUAUACACAAAACCUCAAACUUACAUUAUAUGCUUCAAAUCGCGAGAAUAUUUCAUAUAUUGAACUUAAGUCUAUGGAAAACUUGAAUCAGGCUAUCGGUGAAGAGAUUACACGUGAUAUAAAAAAGGAUCAGAAUAGAGCUUGUGAACCGUUUCAAAUAAUUGUGAAGCGUCCAUCACCUUUCAGAAAGAACUUUAUUUUACGUAUACCUCCAGGUGUAUUUUGGUGUUACCAGAUACCUAUUUAUUGGUUCAAAGAACUUAAAACUCUUUCAUUUGAUAAAUUAGAUUUGGAAGUGAAAGGUGAUUCACCAUUUUCAUGGAAUGUCCAAACUGGAGAAGUAUGCGUAAUAAGCAAUUUGAAAAUAUCACAAAUUAUAACACUUUUUUUUCAUGCAACAAAUGUUAAACUUGCUCAAAGUGUAGAAAUUGAAUUUCGUUUAUCGGCUAAAGUUCCAUCAGUUCAACUUUUGGUAACCAAUACUAAAUUACGAAUGAAAUUUCAAUGGCCAGAGAAAUUAACAAAUUAUGAAUUAAAUACACUAAACAAGAUUAAUUUGACUCUUGCAGAAACAUUACAAAAUCGAAUUAAUCCUGAAGUUAGUUCAGAGAAAUUAUAUAUAUAUGAGAUCAUACAAUUUAGAAUUCCACAAAAUGAAUCUGAUAUAGCAUCGUUUGAAUUGGAUUGGAUAUUUCUACCAUUGGGUUUACCAAAUGACGGUGAAGAAAUAUUUCUUUUAUCUAAUGAUUCUGCUAUAACUAACAUUCAUUCAUUUCAAAUGAUGCAAAACACAAAUCUACAUAACGUUAAUCAACCAAUAAACCUUUAUGUACAACCAAAUAAUAUACCGAAACUUUCUAAAUUAUUAACCGAUUGUCAAUUAUCUAAUUUGGAUAAAGCUGAAAUUACUCUACAAAAUAAUAAAAAUUUAUUUAUUCCCUUCAUAUUAGAGUCUGUAAAGUUGUUAAAUUUAGAAAAUUCAGCUUGUUUUCUAGCUAAAAAAAUAACCAAACAAUUAGAAGAACAAGCAUAUUCAGCUUCUCAACGAUCAAAUGAAAUUGGGACAAAUUUAAGUAGAUGGUCAGACAGUCAUUUGUAUAUGCCAGCGAAUGUUCAGUUUAUGCCAAAUGUGAUACCUAACUUCACCGUUAUUGCGGGUUUACGAUUCAAAAAAUCUAUUAAUCCAGAUAAUGUUACUCCAUCUAAAAGAAUUCAAUUUAUGGAAUUAAGAGAUGCAUAUGGACUCAUUCUUGAUGAUUCUAGUUGGAUGACUUUAACAUUAGACAAUUCACACUUAAUCGGUUUACCUCUUAAUGAACAUAUACGAAAACAGCCAUAUUUAUUUAGACUUUAUAUUCAUUCCGUUGAUCAAAAACACCUAUUACAAUUGGCUUUACAGUAG